CGGACUUAAGGAACGUACGUGUCAGUGUUUAUUUUUUUGUCCGUGGUUUAUGAAAGGAAUUGAUUUAUUUUUGAUCAUACUCCGACAUGUCAAUUAGGUGGUAACAAAAAGCGGAAAACGAAUGUUCAAUUACAUGUUUUCAGUACAUAAAUUUUGCAUUGCAUGGAGGAUAAUUAGCUCCAAAACUGGAAAGCUAACGCCAAGACAUCUGUGGUGGUCAGACAACUGUCACACUGGUCCCGAUGUUGUUUUACAGCCGAACAGACAAAAAGGAGCCACCAACACUCGGGUAACCAAAACGCGCAAAAAGCAAAGAUCUUCAUGUCAACCAGUGCUGGACCAUUUUGACCAGCAGUACAGUCAGGAACUUGGAGCCUUGUGGACACCUGCAAGAGCAGUGCUCCUGGACCCUCACUCCUGGCAAUAUGGGGUCUUGCUCAACCGCUUCACUACAGUGACAAACAUCAAACAGAUUCUCCAAUCACAGGGCUUUUCCACACUGCUGCCUCAAACAGAUGCCUCCACGUUGCUCUGUGAUGCCCCCACAGUGUCCAAUUCUAAAAACCAAGCAGAAAAAUACACUGUUUUGCCACCUCGCUGCAUCUCCAAGUGUCCCUCUGAUGACUCCCACGUCCAGCUUGUUAGCAGCUCUCAUGCACUCAAUCAGCCGCCUCAAUCAGAGCCUUCACUCAGUCUGCCCUGUUCUUCACUACAGUGCUACAUCCACCCAUAUCCACUGCGUUUUCCCUCCCAGGCUCAUAGGCCAGGACAACUGAAGCAGUACUACCUCUUGAAUGCUGCCUCCCUGCUUCCAGUGCUGGCGCUACAAGUCAGAGAUGGGGAGAAGGUUUUGGAUCUGUGCUCUGCCCCUGGGGGCAAAGCCUUAGCCAUAAUGCAGUGUGCUACCCCAGCAUUUCUCUGCUGUAAUGAACCAGAUCCUCACAGACGGGACUGGCUGGCUAAAACCCUGGAGUCUUUUCUGCCUCACUCAUUAAAUAGCCAAGUGAUUGUGUCUGCACAGGAUGGACGGUCUUUUGGGCAAAGCGAAGCGGGAGCAUAUGAUAAGGUCUUAGUCGAUGCUCCGUGUUCUAACGACAGGAGCUGGCUGUAUUCUUCCAGUGGCCAGCAGGGGGAACAGAGACUGAAGGAAAGAGCCAGGCUGCCUGUGCUCCAGGCUCAAUUACUCAGGUCUGCGCUGUCAGCGGUGCGUCCAGGGGGCAUUGUGGUUUAUUCAACUUGCACACUGUCGAGCUCUGAGAACUAUGCUGUGGUUGAGACGGUGCUGAAUGACUGUCCUGAAGCUGAACCUGAAGACCUGUGGGAGGAGAUUGCUGUUCCUUUAUCAAACUGCUUCACAUUUAGUCCAGCUCACCAUGGUCAUGAACAGACACCUCACAAGCCAUCCCUGCAGCCACAGUAUGGUACCGUGUCCUCUUACCACCACAGACUUGGCAUUCUAGUGGUUCCUCAGCCUCACAAGACUUGGGGACCCAUGUUUUUGUCUCGGAUUAGAAGGAGGAAAUAGUGUGUAUCUUUCCUGAGCAGAAAAGAUGUGUGAAAGCAAAUGGUUACACUUCCACAUUUCAUAUGUACAACUUUUGUUUGUUUGUUUUUUAGAUGCAAAAUACCUCACUCAACUUGCGUUUAACUCUCACAAACCCACUCAUUUGUCGCAGAGUCUCCACAGUGCCAUCCUGUGCCAUCUAUAGGACAAGAAAGAAACAAAAGCAGCAGUUUAGACCUACUGUUGUAUACAUGUCAGUGUCACCAGCUACAGUAAAAAAAUAGUAAUAAUUAUUGCUGGUUUUACACUUGAGCCACCUGCAGUAAAUGAGUGUUAAAGCUUUUCUUGUUAAAAGCUGCUGUUUACUUUUUAUAGAAGGAGAUUUUACUGACAACACAUUUACUACCUGUUGGCUAACAACAUAAAACAAUAUAUAAAAAGAAUAACAAUCACAUUCACACUAAACUCCAGUGAUCUGCAUCAAAAGCAGACCUCAGACCUUCUUUUCACCCCUUUUUUAUUUAUUUUACUGUAUUUAUUGGUUAUAACCCUUCCUUCCCUCUCUCCCUAAGGUAUCAAGAAGGGGAGACCUCAAAAACCGAGGAUACAAUAUGACACUCAGAGAGGUGUGAACUCUCUACCUUCCCCCAAAAAUAUGCUCCACCCAAGAAAAUUCUUACAUGUUGCCGGUUUAAACUGUAAAAUAUAAAGCCUACAAACACACACUCACCUUAAGAUAUUAAUACUGCAGUUGUAACACUCAUUGCCUGCAGGUGGCACACGUAAAAAUUGCAGAGGCUGUUGCUUGCAUGCCCUCAUCUACAGGCAUCAUCUGCUACUGUUGUUACUUUUCUUUCCUAUAGAUGGUAAGGUUAAAAAUGAAUCACCAUUUAUCCUGUAAGAACUGAGUAUGAGUUUUCUAAAUACUUGUCGGAGUGAUAGAGAAUGAGAUAUUGCUACACUCAACACCAUAGAAGCUGAUAUUCAGAAUCUCCAUCUUCCAAGCUUUUAGUGCAUUAAUUAAAUUUUUAUGACCUGUUGAAUUAA
Molecule: messenger RNA, 2551 nt
Organism: Thunnus maccoyii (southern bluefin tuna)
Lineage: Eukaryota; Metazoa; Chordata; Actinopteri; Scombriformes; Scombridae
Gene: nsun3
Product: NOP2/Sun RNA methyltransferase 3
Exons: 6
Coding region: 122-1525 (467 amino acids)
Biological process (GO): rRNA methylation
Cellular component (GO): mitochondrial large ribosomal subunit
Molecular function (GO): methyltransferase activity
Source: RefSeq, a predicted model, not a curated record